Molecule: messenger RNA, 595 nt
Organism: Saprolegnia parasitica CBS 223.65
Lineage: Eukaryota; Oomycota; Saprolegniomycetes; Saprolegniales; Saprolegniaceae
Exons: 5
Coding region: 1-522 (173 amino acids)
Biological process (GO): maturation of 5.8S rRNA
Source: RefSeq, a predicted model, not a curated record
AUGUGGAAGCCCGGGACCGCCAAGCCGACCGAGGCCAAGCCGGUGGCCGCCAAGACGCCGGUCGCCGAGGCCAAGAAGGCGUCCGCCGAGGCCAAGAAGUCUGCAGCGCCCAAGGCGCCCAAGCCAACGCUGUCGCAAAACACGCUCGCCAUGAAGUUUAUGCAGCGCAAGAACACGGCUGCGGUCGUCCAAGAGGUCAAGAAGCCGGACGACGAUGACUGGGACAUGGACGGCGACGCUGCCGCCACGGACGGCAAGCUCGUGGUCAUCAAAGACCCCUCUGACCCGGCAAUUGAGAAGCAGCUUGGCCGGCGGUCGUUUGGCGGCUUUAACGCUGCGGUCGAGGAGGAGCUCAAGGCGGCGACGUCGCAGCGCCGGCACUCGGAAGCCAACAAGCGCGCGCUUAAAGAGGAGGUGUCGGCCGAAGAGAUGGCAGACCGCAUGAUCAAAUACACGGGGCUGCGGAAUAACGGCGCCGGCAACCAGCGGGAUCGCCCGAAGAAGCGACAGAAGAAGGCAUAGUGGUCCCCUCUAUAGUAUUGCCACCGACUAGAGCAUAAGCGCGUUCAAUAUGACAAUAUUCGAUAUUAUAGAG